Molecule: messenger RNA, 1077 nt
Organism: Pseudopodoces humilis (Tibetan ground-tit)
Lineage: Eukaryota; Metazoa; Chordata; Aves; Passeriformes; Paridae
Gene: HAX1
Product: HCLS1 associated protein X-1
Biological process (GO): regulation of actin filament polymerization; negative regulation of apoptotic process
Cellular component (GO): sarcoplasmic reticulum; apical plasma membrane; clathrin-coated vesicle
Source: RefSeq, a predicted model, not a curated record
GCCGCGCGGCCCGGUCGCAGCGGCAGGACGGAGGAGCGGGACGCGGAGGGACCCGGAGCGGGAUGAGCUUCUUCGACGUGUUUCGCGGCUUUUUCGGGUUCCCGGGACGGUGCAGACCCCGGGACCCGCUGUUCGGCGGCGCGGUGUGGGACGAGGAGGAGGAGGAUGGCGGCCCGUCCAUGUCGCAGCCCCCCCAGGACUUCGGCUUCGGAUUCAGCCCUGGUUCGUCCCGCGGCGGCUUCGAGGAGCUAUUCCGGGACAUGGGCGAGCUCCUAGGGGUCCUGGGGGGCUUCUGGCCCGAGCCCCAGCAGCCUUUCGAGCCCGCCGUGCCCGGCCCCGGUGAAGGCAGCGCAAGGCGACCACUGCGGGACUCGAUGCUGAAGCAGCCGGACAGUCCCCCUUCCCGCGCAGCCCCGGGGAGCUCCGGGGAUGCCGGCGAUCUGGCCCAGCCAUGGAGACCCUUCUUAGGGCUGGGAGAUGCUCACCAGGCUCCUCCUGGCCUCAAGGAAGACCAAGACCUGGACUCACAGGUCUCCUCCGUGGGGCUGGGGACCAUCCUGAGACCAAAUGAGCCCAAGUCCCACUCUUACUUCCAGAGCGUCUCUGUUACCAAAGUGACUCUUCCUGAUGGGGCAGUAGAGGAGCACCGCACUGUGCAGGACAGCCAGGGCCGCUGGGAGACAACAGUCACCCGCCGGAGGGGGGACCAGGCCUUCAUCACCACCACCAAGGAGGAUGGGCAGAAGAAGGACUACCGGGAGGAGGUGGUCAACAUGGAUGACCGGGAGCUGGCGCAGUUCGCUGUCACGUGGCCGCAGCAAGAUGAGCUUCAUGCUGCCAACCUGAGCGACCCCUCAUCUGCGCUGGGCAGCUUCUUCCGACGCUGGUUCUCGAGCUGGUAGCUGUGGCCAGUCCUGACUGAGCAGCCCAUGGGUCAGAUCUUGCUGGGAAGAUCUUGCUGGGAAGUGGUGCCUGGGCUGGAGGCUGCCCACCUUCUGCAGUGCUGCAGAGCCACAGGGACCCCUGUAGGGGCCAGGUGUAUGUGUGUACAGAGCAAUAAAGUCUAUUUAUGCUAAA